This is a messenger RNA of Exophiala spinifera, 2034 nucleotides long. RefSeq lists its product as uncharacterized. NCBI's taxonomy places the organism in Eukaryota, Fungi, Ascomycota, Eurotiomycetes, Chaetothyriales, Herpotrichiellaceae. Gene Ontology annotation, molecular function: sphingomyelin phosphodiesterase activity. The transcript has 6 exons. Bases 1 to 2034 code for a protein of 677 amino acids. The record is from RefSeq and is a predicted model, not a curated record. Gene Ontology annotation, biological process: sphingomyelin catabolic process.
AUGUUUUGUCGCCGGUCAUUAUUGCUCUCAGCAUUGAGCAGCUGUGCCUGUCGGCUUGCCCUCGCUCAGUCGCCCUGCUCUCAAGUGGUUGCUUAUACCGUCCCUGCUGGCUUCCCAACCAGUCUCUUCUCGGCUUACUACGUCCCCCCGUCGCCAACCGAAGAGCCUCAACCAAUCAUUUACGAUGCGGCAUUGAAUUAUACCUAUCCGCUUGAGCUGACCAACCCAAACACAAUUCCUGAAGAGGACGAGGAUCCUAUAUAUUAUCCGGCGCCUCUGUACUCUGUCAACAACGGGUCAGCCAUUGUCGCUGAUGCCAUCAGUCAGGUACAUUCCAUCAUCUCUGGCAGCGGGUCUAAUUGCUCCAAAUGUGUAUCAGCUCUGGAGGUUGGCCAGUACGUAGCCCAGCGCGUGCCUUCCAUGGUCCCGGAUUUGUUGGUCGAGCUUUGUAUCAGCACCGGUUUCCACUCCAACACCAGCUGCAAGGAGAGUUAUGAAGCCACGACUUUCGGUGCAGUCUGGACUCAGAUUCUUGCUCUUGCCGAUGUGUCUGGCUCUGAUGGGAAAUACAUCUGCAACUCCAUUAGCAGUGCAUUUUGCAAGAUGCCAUCGACUCUCCCUUCCAACACAACCAAAUUCUUUGGUCCAAAGCCAGCGAAUGUCACGGUUCCAAACCCGAGCGGGAAACGGGUCAAGGUUUUGCACAUGAGCGACAUGCAUAUUGAUCCUCGAUACUCUGUUGGUUCAGAGGCCAACUGUUCAAGCGGGCUUUGUUGCCGGGCAAAUGCAGGCAGCACUUCUGGAAAAGUUUCACUUCCGGCACCCCUCUACGGAGCUUUCAAGUGUGACAGCCCCUACUUCCUGCUUACUUCGGCUCUGGAGUCCAUCGCACCUUUGACGGGAACUACUCACAAUAAUAAGUCCGACCACGACCAGUUCGCGUGGGGUAUCUACACUGGCGAUCUAGUAUCGCACGAAAGCCAGAAUGAACUUUCCAGAAACUACACCAUGUAUGCUGAAUGGUCGAUUUGUCAUAUGCUCAAGGCAUAUAUCCCCAGUGGACCUAUCUUUGCAGCUUUGGGAAAUCAUGAUAGCAACCCUGAGGCCAUUGAUGCUCCUCACUCAUUGCCUGGCAAUUUAGGACAACAACAAUCUUGGAACUACGACCAUGUCGCCGCGCUUUGGCAACAGAACAACUGGAUCACGGCAGAAGCUGCUAACGAAGCUCGUAUGCAUUACGCAGCUUACAGCAUCAACCACCCCACAUAUCCCAAGUUGAGGAUCAUUACCCUCAAUACCGAUUUCUGGUACAAGGCCAACUUCUUGAACUUUAUCAACACGACCAACCCGGACAAUAGCGGCAAUCUGAAAUUCCUUGCCGAUGAACUCCAAGAUGCCGAGAACAAGAACGAGCGAGUCUGGAUAGUCGGACACGUGUUGACGGGCUGGGAUGGGUCGAACCCUAUGCCAAAUCCUACAGACCUCUUCUACCAGAUCGUCGACCGCUUCUCGCCCCAUGUGAUUGCAGGAAUUUUCUUCGGACACACGCACGAAGACCAAUUCAUGAUCUACUAUGCCAACAAUGGAACUGUCCAGGACAGCGCUCACGCCUUGAACGUCGGCUGGAUCGGACCCAGCGUCACCCCUUUGACCAACCUGAACAGCGGAUACCGCAUGUACGAGGUCGACACGGGCGACUUCUCCAUCUACGAUGCCUACACCUACUAUGCCAACGUCAGCGCCUUUGCGGCCAUCAACGCCAGCGAGACAGGUCCGGUGUGGAAGUUUGAGUACUCGACCCGCGAUACGUACGCGAUCGACUGGCCCGAGACGGCACCUCUGAACGCCACGUACUGGCACAAGGUCACCGAGGCCAUGGCCCAGAACCACACUUUGGUCAGCAUAUUCAACACGUUUGACGGCAAGAUGAGCGUCAAGACGCCCAACUGUACCAACAACGCCUGCGCCGAGGCCAAGAUUUGCUACAUGAGGAGCGGGAGUGUCUCGCUGGGUAAACAGUGUCCUCAGGGGUAA